UGAGCAGCCUCCCUCCCUGAUCGGGAUGCAGGAGCUGGACACAGUGCUGCCGUGACUAAGCCAGACUUCAUACCUGAGUCACCCCUGGGUGGGUGCCAAGGCUGUCAGGCAGCCUGCUGGGGUGGCAGGGCCCCCUGGCUGGGGUGGGGAGCGGUGGGUUUGAGGCGCCUCAGCCUUUCCAAGGAUGAACAGCUGUGCUUCUGGUUUAGUUUUGUUGCUGCUGCCACCAGGCAGGGUGAGUUACAGGCAGAUGGGGGUCAGGGUGUCCUGGCAGCCAGUAAUACCCAGACAGGGAAGUUAGGAAGAGAGGGCUUUGUCCGGACUCAUGUUCCACAGGCCCAGGGUCCAGGGUCCCAUCUGUCGAUGGCCGUGCAGGAAGGACUUGAAGGGUGGAGGGUCGUUGGGGUGGGCUGGGGUGUCAGUGAGCGGGGGCCCCAGAGCAGAUGUUCGAGGAGGGCAGGCUGGUGCUGUAGACGGCCCUCUGCUGUGACUUUUGCCCGGGUCACUCCUGGAGCCGGACAGGCAGAGCUGGGCUCCAGGGGAGACAGGAAAAGCCCACAGCAGAUUGGCCAGGAGCGUUCCUAGCACUGGUGAGGUCAUGGGCAGUGGCCCAGGACAGACAGCGGCCUGCCAGGGCCACUUGCAGGGGAGGGUGGCAAGAGGUGGAGACAGACCCAGGGCCAGAGCGCCCGGUGGGUGAGGCAGGGGCUCAGGGCUGGGGCGGUGCUCGCAGGACGGGUGGGCUUGUGGGACAACUGCAGGGUCGGGUGCACCCGGCCACCAGGGAGGCUGUGGGCCCCGGGUCAGGCAUCCGUGCAUUCAUGUCCAAUGGAUGACCCUGAGGAGGGGCGGCAGAGCUGCAGAGGUGACAGGACUAGAGUGAAUGUCCUCAGGUGACUGACGGAUGGCUGGGAAGGGGUGCAGAUGCGGCCUGAGGAGGCGGACACCUUGGGUCCCGAGGAAACCCAUGAGUGAAGGAGGGUGGCUGCUACCUGGGGAGCCUCGUGGGGUAGGUGGGUGGGAAGGGACGUCUCCACCGUGGGGCAUGCGCAUGGCUGAGAUGCAGGCAGGGCAGCUCCAGGGCCCUUCCACCCUUGGCCCAGCAGGGGUGACCCGUCAGUCUGCUUCAUGAGUCCCUUCCUCACCCCAGGAUGGGCUCUGGGCCACCAAGGGCUUCGCCACAGCCUCCUGAGAAGCAGUUGGCCAGGACGGGGCACCUCCUUACUGUAGGGCCCAGCCACCCACUUCUGCCCCCACGUCAACAAAAGUGUGAAAAUUUGGAGAGAGGGGUUCAGGCCUGAAGGACCCCUCCCCUGCUCUACCACCUAGACAGCCUCCUGCAGCAGCAGCCCUUGGGCAGUCAAGGCAGGACAGACUGGGGAGUCCCUGCAGCCGGGGGCCAGGACACUGCCUGGACCUGUGCUCAGUGGCAAGUGCCGGAGACAAACAUCCACAGGCCACACCCCGGAAGGUGGUGAGGCUGCCACGGGGCCUGGUGGAAACGGCUCCCACUAGAAGGCUGCCCAGGCCACAGACCUGCAAGCGGACUGGCAGGGCCCAGCCUGUCCUCCACCAAGUGCCCAGGUUCCUCCCAGGUUUAUCCCACUGCCCCAGGGACCCUGAGCCAUGCGUGUGCGCCCAUGGGGGUGAGCUCUGUCCCGGUUAGGUUCUAGAACUUCUCAGUCUGUCUUGUCCUUUUUCUCUCUUUUGAGACAGGGUCUCACUUUGUACCCCAGACUGGCCUUGAACUUGAGGUGACCCUCCUACCAGAGCCUCCCCGGUGCUGGGAUCCUAAAUCUGCACCGGCAUGCCCAUCAGCGUGUCCUGUGCUGAAGGGAGGUCCAGGGCGCUGGGGACUGGAAGGGGGCCUUGCUUGUGUGGAUGGGGGAAAGGACAGAGAGGAAGGCCAGGGCCAGGCCCAGGCCCAGACGAGGGCACCCAGCUGGACACAGGAACCUGCCCCCCAAGUGGGCCCUGCAAGGGGGUCCGUGACGAGUGCAGGGGAGUGGGGAAGGAACAGAGAGGUCCUUCACCGCACCAGGCGCAGCUGCAGGGCUGGGAAGGGACGGCCAGCCCGAGAGGGGACCUGGUCCCCGGGAGGCAGACCUCCGGGCUCAGCGCCAUCCUUCCAGGCCAAGUUCCGCCCGGCUGCACCCCUGACUCACUUCCUCCGCGGGAAUCGGAAACCUACCGAGCUUCCUCUGCUGCAGACUCUCCCUGGGGACCCGCAGGUGUCGCUGCCCCCGGGCCUGCGCUGGCCGCCAGCCCCUGACCCACCCACAGGACCCGAGAGCCCGGCACUUCCUGCUUCCUGCGUCGUCGCGGGCCGGCAGCUGUGCAGGGGACGCGGAGCUGGGAAGCGCUCGGCUGCGGGGAGGGCGAGGUGCAUGCGGAACGCCACCCACUCGCCAUGGACCGCGACCAGCAUUGCCCGGAGCCGGAGAACCCCGCGCCCCGCGCCCCGGGCCCCUACGUGAUCGCGCCCGUGCGAGCUGUGCUCCGCCUGCGCCGCCGCGUGUGCGUCCUGCGCAAGCGCCGCCUCCUGCAGCCGGGCGCGGAGUCUGACGAGGGGCCUGGGGCGCCCGGGCCAGGCUGCGGUCCCGGGGCAUCGCGCACGGACCUGGCGCAGCCCAAGUUCUUCACCUUCGACAGCCCGGCUGAGCUGGCGCCCCGGACUCCGCGCAAGAGGCGGCGGCGCAGCCGCGUGGUGCUGUACCCCGAGUCCUCGCGCAAGUGCCGGCCGCGUGCGGAGCGCCAGAGCCGCGCUCAGCGUUGCCUGCUGCUGCUCGUGGCCAUCGUGGGCUUCCAGGUGUUGAACGCCAUCGAGAACCUGGACGACAAUGCACAGCGUUAUGACCUCGAUGGGCUGGAGAAGGCGCUGCAACGCGCAGUGUUCGGGCAGCCUGCCGCCGUGAGCCGCAUCGUGGCGCUGCUGCGGGACUACCUGGCCACGCACGUGCACAGCCGCCCGCUGCUCCUGGCACUGCACGGGCCCAGUGGUGUGGGGAAGAGCCACGUGGGCCGCUUGCUGUCGCGCCACUUCCGCGCAGUGCUGGAAGACAGCGCGCUCGUGCUGCAGUACCACGCGCAGCACCACUGCCCCGAGCCGCGCGCUGCGCAGGGCUGCCGCGAGGAGCUGGCGCGCCGUGUGGCCACCGUGGUGGCGCAGGCCGAGGCCGAGGAGAAGACACCCCUUGUGGUGCUAGACGAGGCGGAGCUCCUGCCGCCGGCGCUGCUGGACGAGCUGCACGGCCUCCUGCAGCCGCAGCGCGCGCACCACUUCCACAACGCCAUCUACGUGCUGCUGAGUAACGCGGGCGGGGCUGAGGUCACGCGCUUCGUACUGCAGAACGCGUCGCGCGCACUGAACCCGGGCCCCGACGGCGCCGCGGCCGAGGAGGAGCUGCGCACCCGCCUCCACGCGUUCCUGCGGAGCCAGCACCCGCUGUGGCGCUCUGCAGCCGUCGUGCCUUUCUUGCUGCUGGACAAGCGGGAUGUGGUCAGCUGUUUCCGGGACGAGAUGGCCGGGGAGGGCUUCUUUCCUGAGCAGGCCCGCGCUGAGCAUCUGGCUGCUCAGCUUAGCUACUACCAGGUCGCCGGCCGCGAGUUCGCUGUGACAGGCUGCAAGCAGGUGGUGGCCACGGUGAACCUCUUGUAGUGCAGGUGGUGACGCUGGGAUGGGGGCUGUGACCCAGGGCCAGGGCUGGGUCACCUGAGGAGGGAGCGGGUGGAAGUGGCUCAGCUCCAAGUGCCCACUUCUGCCCCCACCCUACAGCUCCCGGAGCGUUCCUGGGGCCACGGACAGCUAGCCACCGUCCCAUCUUUGACCCUGUCCAGGACUCCUGUGACCGAUUCCUGCUGCCUCAGGAGGUGGGCAGCCUGCUUCCGUGGUAGGAAUGACUCCACAGGCCCAGCAGCCCCCAGGAUCGCACAGCUGGUCCCUAGGGUCACAGGGCCAGGGUAGAGGGCUUGCUGCAGCUUCCCCUAUCCAGUGGCCGGAGGUCCAGGGACUCCCUGGAGGGCAGUGGGGAGGGUGGAUGUCUCCAGCCACACAGUGGGUGCCGGGAGAGCUCUGGAAGGGGAAGUAGGUUGACAGUGAUAGUGGGCCUGAGUGGGGGGGCCCGACCUUGGAUCCGCCUGCUGCUCCCUGGCCCCUCGCCCUGGAGAUGGCCCCAGUAGGGUCACAGCCCUAAAGGCUGUUGUGGCAGUGGCCAAGCCCUGUCUGCAGCAUUGCCAGGAGCGCGAGGCUGAUGUGCUGGGCUGUGGGGCUGUGGGGCUGUGGGGCCUGGACCAGUGCACAGCGGUUGGUGCAGCUGCACAUCUGUCUCCAGUGCCCAUGGCCUUUGAUGCCCAAGAUGCCCCCCGACGGUCCCCAGGGUGCUCACACUGUCCCUGGGGAGCCUUUCUGGCUCGGGCUUUAGAGAAGAGCUGCUUGGAGCUGGUUCUUGGGUGGCCUUGGUGCUGUGACUCACCUUUUGGCUGCAGUGCUCAGCUUCACCCCGCCCUGCAGGAGUGCAUGACAGGUGUGCUGACACUGAUGAGGACGCAGACCUGGUGGGGUGAGGGAAGGGGCCUGGUGGUGGCAGUGCCCCCUGAGAUUGAAGCCUGAGCUGUGUGCAUGGUGUCCCUGGUGUGAGCCCCCCCUUCCUGGAACUAGCAAAGCCAGUGUCCCCUGGGGAGCUCACUCUCCAGUGCCCUCAGGGCCCUGUGAACACGGCCCCAGCCAGCCCUCCUUGCAUGUGAGGGAUCUGGGUCCAUGUCCCUGGGCAGAGUGAGCAGUCACCUGGCUGAGCCCAGCACAGCCCCUGGCCUGGGAAGGGUCAGGAUCCUCCACCCUUGGGGCCCUGGUUGCAGGUUGGGGGUGGGGGUAGAAAUCUUUGCCCUUUGGGCCAGGCCCAACCUCUCCCAGCCCAUGGUGCUGGGCAUCAGCUCUGCACCCCAGUGGCUUUGAGUUGAUGCUGCAGGGUGUGAUGUUGAGGGCCUCACCACCCCCCAGAAGGGCCCCCAGGACUGCCCUGCCCUGCCCAGCACUGGCCUGGAGGUAUCACCUGGCGGGCAGGCAGGAUGUGUGUUCUCCAUGAAGCCAACAGCACCCAUGAGUGUCUGCUGAGACUUGUGGGAUUUUAUUUAUUUCUAGACUGUUUUAGCGAAGUCGAUUUCUGUGCUUAAGAGAAAUGUGCACUUGGCACAGUGAGCUGAUUGUAUCACACUUGUUAAUAAAUCAUGUGGCUCAAAUUCAA
Messenger RNA from Heterocephalus glaber (naked mole-rat), 5240 nucleotides. RefSeq names its product torsin family 4 member A (gene Tor4a). NCBI's taxonomy places the organism in Eukaryota, Metazoa, Chordata, Mammalia, Rodentia, Bathyergidae. The record is from RefSeq and is a predicted model, not a curated record. Gene Ontology annotation, molecular function: ATP hydrolysis activity; ATP binding. Gene Ontology annotation, cellular component: endoplasmic reticulum lumen; nuclear envelope.